This is a messenger RNA of Didymodactylos carnosus, 1518 nucleotides long. The record is from the annotation of a GenBank genome assembly. Lineage: Eukaryota; Metazoa; Rotifera; Eurotatoria; Philodinida; Philodinidae.
AUGGGCGCUAUUUCAUCAUCAUCAUCAUUUACAUUAGAUAAUACGAAUCAAACUACAAAUGAUCAAAUAGAAAUACCAGAUAACAAGAAAGAUUAUAUAAAACGUCGUCGUAUAUCAAUUAUAAAUGAAUAUUUGCUUAGUACGUCAACACAUGGUCUAAAAAGUUUAGGUUUAGCUUAUAAUCCUUUUCAUUUUCUAUUUUGGUUUUUAACAUUUCUAUUCGCAUGUGGUUUAAUGUUAUAUUUUAUUGUUCUAUGUAUAAUUGAAUAUUAUCAUUAUCCAACUCAAACAAUAAUUGAAAUUAGAUCUGAAACUGAAAUAAAUUUUCCAGCCAUAACAUUUUGUAAUUCAAAUCCAUUUCGUUAUGAUAAAAUUAAUGAAUCAUAUAAUAAUUAUUUACUAAAUACAAAUUGUUCAUAUACUAAUAAUACUGUCUAUUGUAUGAAACAGUUUAUAAAUGAUUUGUUUAAUUCUAAUAAUCAAACACAAAUAAUUAAUUAUGGUUAUGAUAUAAAUGAUUUAUUAGUCGAUUGUAAUUAUAAUAUAUUAGACUGUAGUAAUAAAUCAAAAUAUUUUCCAUUUAUAUCUCCAUCUUAUGGUAAUUGUUUUACAUUUAAUGCACAAAUAUUAUCAAAUAAUAGUGAAAAUAAAUUAUUAUUAGCAGCAACAACAACGAGUACUGGUAAUAAUAAUACAGAAUUAACUGAUUCAUCAAUGAUUUAUUUUUAUGGUGGUGGUACAAAUUGUUUAUUUAUGUCAUUUUAUAUAAAUGAAGAUUUAUAUUAUCCAAAUUUGUAUACAUCAAAAGGUUUAACAGCUAUUAUACAUAAUAAUAAUGAAAUACCAUUAAUUGAUUCAAAAGCAUUCUAUUUUGCACCCGGUUAUACACAUAAUUUAGUAUGGUCUAAAUCUAUAUCAACAUAUCUUCAACCACCAUAUACAAGUUGUACAAAUAGAAUUGGUGACGAUAUGAAAGCAUUAUAUGAUACAUACAAUGGUGUUCAAUAUUCCUAUUCUCAAACUGUCUGUUAUGAAUUAUGUAAACAAACUUAUAUUUAUAUGAACUGUCAAUGUGUAUCAAGUUUAAUAUUAACUAUUCAAAAAUUAUUUAUUAAUAAUCAAUUAAUACAAGUGAAUAUGUGUUCAAUCUAUCCUACUCUAACACAAAUGAUAUGUGCAUAUUCAGCUAUAAAUAAUUUUACAAAUGAUUUAACAGCACAAUCAAAUCUAUGUGGACAUUGUCAACAAGAAUGUGAAAUAACAACAUAUACAUCACAAAUAACAUCAUCACAAGAUUCAUUAGCUGAUGAUGGUCUUAAAGCAUUAAUUGAACAAACAAUUAUGAAAUAUAGAGAAUUACCUGAAAAUUGGACAAAUAAUUGGCAAACAUAUAUUGACAAUAGUUAUUUACAAUUACAAAUAUGUCCACAAUCAGAAUUCGUUCAUCAUUAUAAACAAGAGCCAAGUUUGUCAUGGACAGAUGUUAUAUCAAGUGUAGGCGGACAAACAGCAUUGUAA